CUGCUCCGCCCCCUCCUGCUCAACCCCUCCCUGCAGCCAGGAGCUCUGGUGGGCCACCCUCCACAGGCCUGGUACAGCCUCCAGAUAGCCGCCGUGUCCCCGCAGUGUGGCCACCAGGGAGGGCCGCAAGUCCACACCUAUGACCAGCCAGGCUUCCCUGAAGGCCGGCCUCCCAGGGCUGGGCCAGCAGCUUCCUGCCUGAGAGGUAGGCGCUGGGCCCUGUGCCCAAGGCUAGACGGAGCGGGGAGGCCGGGACUGGGCCAGGAACGUGGGAGAAAGGAGGUGCCCAGUGCCCCAGCAGGUUGGCAAGUGGCUGAGAACAGAUGACUAAUGCCUCAGGGCUCCUGGGAACAGCUGGUGCCCCCCUGGCGUGGGCAACCUGGCCGCAGCCCAGGCCCCUGCCAGCCAUGCCCGCUGUGCCCGCCAGUCUGCAGAUGGACCAUGUGGGGAACAGCUCCCAGGGCACCUCCCAGCUAUUCCUCACCACGGCACUGGCCCGCGGCAUCUCAGGCAUCUUCGUGUGGACCGCCCUGGUGCUCACCUGCCACCAGAUCUACCUGCACCUGCGCUUCUACACGGUGCCAAGCGAGCAGCGCUACAUCAUCCGCCUGCUGCUGGUGGUUCCCGUCUACGCCUUCAGCUCCUGGCUCAGCCUCCUGCUCCUGGGGGGCCACCAGCACCACGUGUACCUGGACUCCCUGCGGGACUGCUAUGAAGCCUUCGUCAUUUACAGCUUCCUGAGCCUCUGCUUCCAGUACCUGGGGGGCGAGAGCACCAUCAUGGCUGAGAUUCGAGGAAAGCCCGUCCGGUCCAGCUGCCUCUAUGGCACCUGCUGCCUUCGGGGCAUGGCCUACUCCAUCGGGUUCCUGCGCUUCUGCAAGCAGGCCACGCUGCAGUUCUGUGUUGUGAAGCCUGUCAUGGCCUUGGUCACCAUCAUCCUGCAGGCGGUCGGCAAAUACCAUGAUGGGGACUUCAACAUCCACAGCGGCUACCUCUACGUCACCCUCAUCUACAACGUCUCUGUCAGCCUGGCUCUCUAUGCCCUGUUCCUUUUCUACUUCGCCACCAGGGAGCUCCUGCAGCCCUUUGAGCCCGUCCUCAAGUUUCUCACCAUCAAGGCCGUUAUCUUCCUCUCUUUCUGGCAGGGAGUGCUGCUGGCCAUCCUGGAGAGGUGUGGGGUCAUCCCCGAGGUCCAGGUCCUGGACGGGAGUCGGUUGGGGGCCGGCACUCUGGCCGCCGGCUACCAGAACUUCACCAUCUGCAUAGAGAUGCUUUUUGCCUCCAUCGCCCUGCGCUACGCCUUCACCUGCCAGGUGUACUCAGAGAAGAAGGGUAACUCGCCAGCCCCCGCGGCAGCCAUGCAGAGCAUCUCCAGCGGCCUGAAGGAGACCAUGAGCCCGCGGGACAUCGUGCAGGAUGCCAUCCACAACUUCUCCCCUGCCUACCAGCACUACACGCAGCAGGCCACACAGGAGGCCUCGGGGCCUGGCCAGCUCAGGCAGCCCUCCCCCAGCACCCACCCCAGUGUGGCCGGUGGGUCUGGCGGGGGCCGGCAGAGUCACAAUAUGGAAAAGAGGAUGCUGACCCCCUCGGAGGAGCUGUAGGAGGGCCGGUGGUGCAGGCCUCUGCAAAAGGACAAGGCCCCUCGCCCACCAACCCUCUUGCCAAAGGUCAAGCCUCUCCCAGGAGCCCCCCUGCCAGGCCCGUGCAGCCCACUCUCCAUCCUUCUCGUGCCAGGUCCGAGAGAGGGCACCUGAGCUUAUGAGCUCAGACGGCUCAGAGAGGGAGGGAGCCAGUGUGGCCUCCCUAGACAGACAGAUCCCAGGCUGGGCAGCUUCAGGGAAGCACAGCUGGGGGAGAGCUGUGCAGCGGGCCCAAGAGCGCUGGAGCUGUGUGUGUUGCACGCGGGCAAGUCUGCACAGGCUGCAGGGGGCCAGGCGACUCCGCUGGGCCUGGCUGUGGCCCUCCUGGGUCCGUGGGAGGGCCAGGGCUGCUCCAUACACCUUCCAGCCACAGGGAGCCCUGACCAGCCCCCCAGCACAGGAAGGGGGCCUGAUGUGGGUUUGGGGGUGUCUGGAGCCACCAGUGGUGCAGGCAGGGCUUCUGGUGACCCCACUUAUUUAUACAUAAACACCUGGGUUUUCUAGUGA
This is a messenger RNA of Rhinolophus ferrumequinum (greater horseshoe bat), 2150 nucleotides long. It is a transcript of the gene TMEM184A, whose product is annotated as transmembrane protein 184A. Gene Ontology annotation, molecular function: transporter activity. The coding region runs from base 324 to 1604 and encodes 426 amino acids. The transcript is spliced from 9 exons. Gene Ontology annotation, biological process: transport. The record is from RefSeq and is a predicted model, not a curated record. NCBI's taxonomy places the organism in Eukaryota, Metazoa, Chordata, Mammalia, Chiroptera, Rhinolophidae. Gene Ontology annotation, cellular component: early endosome membrane.